Glycine soja is the source of this 963-nucleotide messenger RNA. RefSeq lists its product as uncharacterized. The transcript is spliced from 2 exons. Lineage: Eukaryota; Viridiplantae; Streptophyta; Magnoliopsida; Fabales; Fabaceae. The record is from RefSeq and is a predicted model, not a curated record. Bases 132 to 728 code for a protein of 198 amino acids.
AGGUAUGAGUGAAAGGAAAGGGUAACUAAUUUGAAUUCCAAUAACAUUAUAAGUUUGGAGCGGGGAGUUUUAGUUAUGACUUAUGAGGUGGUGAAUGAUGGAAGGUAAAGUUUGAAGUUUGAAGAGGAAGCAUGCAAGUAAAGGAAUUGGACUACGAAGUGCUGCCACUGGGUUUGUUGGUGUUGGGAAUAUAUCACGUUUGGCUUCUCUACACUAUAAUCCGCUACCCAUCUCGCACUGUCAUUGGCUUGAAUGCUCAUUCUCGUUAUCAAUGGGUUCUUUCCAUCAUGGCUGAUCCCUUGAAAAAUGGGGUUUUGGGUGUUCAAACAAUCCGCAACAAUAUCAUGGCAUCCACUCUUCUUGCUACAACAGCAAUCACACUUAGUUCACUCAUUGGCAUUUUUGCAAGCAAUGACUCAGAUAGAAAAUUAGUUUAUGGCAACAAAACUUCCCUUAAUUCUUCAAUCAAACGCCUCUCCAUGUCACUAUGCUUCCUUGUUGCAUUUCUAUGUAACGCGCAGUCUAUUAGAUACUAUGCACAUGUGAGCUUCUUGAUCACCACACCUGCAUUGAAAGGCAAAAUGAAUUUCAUUAGAUAUGUUGCAAAAACCUUAAACCGGGGUAGUUAUUCUUGGUCUCUAGGCUUGCGGGCCUUCUACUUGUCAUUUCCUCUUGUCCUUUGGAUUUAUGGGCCCAUACCCAUGUUUGCUUGUUGCUGCUUCACAUAAUUUAUUUUGUACUUCUUGGACACAACCACUCAAAUCACACGGGAUCUUCACACUAAGUCAUUCAAUAAGAGGGAAACUGAGGACAUGGAAGCAGCAUAACUAAUACUACUAUCUUUUAACUUGUAAAGAAGUUCAAUUGUAGAUUUCCUAUAAUCAUCUCAUCUCCAUAAUGAUAUUGUUAUUGGUGCAUUAUUCUAUAAUAUUUAUUGGAAAGUAUGUAUAGUAUCUUGAAGUA